This is a messenger RNA of Penicillium antarcticum, 822 nucleotides long. Its product is annotated as fumarylacetoacetate hydrolase family protein. Gene Ontology annotation, molecular function: catalytic activity. NCBI's taxonomy places the organism in Eukaryota, Fungi, Ascomycota, Eurotiomycetes, Eurotiales, Aspergillaceae. The transcript is spliced from 4 exons. The record is from RefSeq and is a predicted model, not a curated record. The coding region runs from base 1 to 822 and encodes 273 amino acids.
AUGUCUACCUUUACACGUCUUGUUCGCUUCCUGGCCAAGGAUGGCCAGAUCUAUUAUGGCGAUGCUAUUCUCCCAUCUGGAGUGAGCGACAUUGCCAAAGCCACCAAGGCAAGAGUCAUUCAGGGUGAUAUAUUUGGCCAGUAUCGGAUCCUCGAUCAAGUGGCGGAGAUCAAAUUGCUUCUUGCGCCUUUGGCCCGUAAGGAUAUUGGAACAGUUCGCUGCCUGGGACUCAACUACGAGCAGCAUGCCAAAGAGUCAAAUCUGCCUAUUCCCAAGUAUCCAGUUCUGUUUUUCAAGCCUCUGACUUCCAUUUCUGCACCGGGGGAUGAUAUCCCCGUUCCCCAAAUUGCUCAGGAAGGUGAGGGUCUGGAUUAUGAGUCAAAGCCCUUGAAUAUGUUCUGGGUUAUGCUGUUGGCAAUGAUGUUUCUCACCGAGAUUGGCAGAUCAAGCGGGGUGGAGGGCAGUGGGGGGUUGGGCAAAGGCUUUGAUGGAUGGGCGCCCUUUGGCCCUGGAAUUGUUUCUUCCAAUGUUAUUGCAGACCCCAAUUCUCUGCAUAUCUCCACCAAGCUGAAUGGGCAGACUGUUCAAUCCUCUUCAACCAGGGACAUGAUCUUCGGUGUAGCGAAGACGAUAGCCUUCUUAUCUCAGGGCACCACGCUCCUACCUGGGGAUCUCAUCUUUACUGGAACACCUCAAGGUGUCGGAAUGGGCCGCAAGCCUGCUCUGUGGUUGAAAGAUGGUGAUCAAGUCGAAGUUUCCCUCGAGGGUGUCGGUUCUUGUACCAACCGCGUGGUGUUUGAGAAGCCUAGCUCUAAGCUCUGA